This is a messenger RNA of Spinacia oleracea (spinach), 1632 nucleotides long. RefSeq lists its product as uncharacterized. NCBI's taxonomy places the organism in Eukaryota, Viridiplantae, Streptophyta, Magnoliopsida, Caryophyllales, Amaranthaceae. The coding region runs from base 94 to 1632 and encodes 512 amino acids. The record is from RefSeq and is a predicted model, not a curated record. The transcript has 4 exons.
UCUGAAUUUCUCUCUCCAUUUCAAAUUUAAUUUCAGUGAUUAUUUUCAUCCAUUUGCAUCAAAUUACUCUUCCGAUCUUCUUUUUUCUAAAAAAUGGUGAAGAAAGCGGCACCGAAGAAUCCGGCAGCGAAGAAACCGGCAGCGAAGAAACUUGAAUUCGACAAUUCCGUCGCUGAAAUGGCUGUUGAAGCUCCUCGAAGGCGAGGAAGAAGGCCAAAUGCUGUUUCUGAAGAAAUUCCUGUUGCUAAGGAAUCUGUGUCUAUAAAGAAGAACAAAAAGGCUGGCAGUCCGAAAUCAAAAGCAAUUGCGCUUGUAUCUGAAAAAGAACCAAUUGAAGAAGAACAACCUAAUCAACUAGUUUUACAAAAUUCUUCUCUGGUUGACGUUCCACAGCCUAAAUCUCAUCAACUUCAUUCACAAGUUUUGAAAGAAGUUGGCGCUGAUGGUCUGCCUAUCGUGUUUAAUUUUGAUACACAAUGUUCAGGAGGAUCAUUGUGUAAAUUAAUUAAAGACUUCUCUCCUGAUCAAAAGGCAGCUGUUCAAGAGAUAGGGUUUGGAGGAUUGUUAGGCCUUCAAUUAAGUCGAAAAAACACUCAGAUGAUGUACUGGUGCAUCAAGUGCUUUGAUGGUGUGAGUUCUCUGUUUACAAUCAGUGAUUCCAAGCAAUUUGAAAUCACUGAUUAUGAUGUGUACGAUUUGUUUAUGCUCCCCCUUUCUGAGCUGGAGGUUGAAGGGGUUAAACGUGGGCGCAAUUCCACUAAUCCUGAUUUUGAUUUGAAGAUCAAGUGGAGAAAAGAGUUCGGUUUUGAAGAGGUCAAUGCUCAAAUUCCUAUAAGGUUGCUUGAGGAAAAGAUUAAAUUGUUGACAGACGGUGGUGAUCUGUUUAAACAAUUAUUUGUUUUUGUUGCUUUCUCUACAUUUUUUACUCCAACAGCCAAUAGGACUGUAGAUUUGAGAUUGGCUAAGGCUUUGGAAGAUCCUAAAAUGAUUUCCAAAUACAAUUGGUGUAAAUACGUUCUUGACGUAUUAUGUGAGGAAACAGUGAAACUUAAAAAUUGUUUAUUGAAAGGCAAAGAUCAAAAGACAUUUGGAGGCUGUGUUGUGUUUUUGCAACUUGUGUAUUUUCAGAGGAUUAAGUUUAGGAAUUCCAGUGGUAUUCCUGAUCAAUUACCUCUUAUUCAGCAUUGGACAUCGAAGAUGGUAAUCGAUCGGAUUCAUGCUGAAAAUGCCAAUAUGAGUGCAUUAUAUGGUUCUGGUAUAUUGGAGAAGGGGAAGUAUCCAAUUUCCAAAAAGUUUGUUUUUGUUGAUGGUCAAAUAGAUUUGACCCAAAUCAAAUCUAUUUCGAAAGAAAAUGAAGCAGGCAGCAGUGGGGGAAGAGCUGAACAGCCCUAUGUUGGGCGUCGAAUUCCAAGUCGGCGUCCUAGGAUUCUUCAGUUUGAAAUCCCUAAUUCUCAUCCUACAGAUGAAGAAAUUUUCUCUAAAGCCACUGAUGAUUUUCAUGGUCAGUGGUUGUUGAUGAAGAGAGAUCUGGAUGUAGUUUCAGCCAUCCAUGCUGAAGAGCUGUUCAAAUUAAAGGCUUCAAUGCCUUCGCAGAACCAUGGCGAUGAUAUUUUGGAAAAUUCCACUUAUUAA